CAGGGACUGAAGUUCAGUGCAGUGUUUAAGUCAUCUUCUGGUCAUAAUGGAAGCCAAGAAUGAACUAAGAAGUGAAAGGCCAUGGUCAAAGGAACCAGCCAGGACUUCACCACGGCAGUCACAGGACAAGUUCAGCAGAAUGAUGAAUGAAAACAAUAAUGCAUUUAAAAAUGUCCGCCGAAAGCCAGGCCUUCAGAUAUGGACCAUCAAUAAAAUGCAAAUGGAUCCUGUUCCACCGCAGGCCUUUGGCAAUUUCUUUGAGGGAGACUGUUACAUUGUUCUAUAUAUAAGUGAGAAUAAAGGCUCCCGCCAGUCUGCUGAUAUCCACUACUGGGUUGGAAGAACCUCCUCUCAGGAUGAACAAGGUGCUGCUGCCAUCUACGUCACCCAGCUGGACGAGCACCUGGGUGGGAGUCCGGUCCAGUACAGGGAGGUGCAGGGCUACGAGUCACCGCGGUUCAGGAGUUACUUCAAAAAUGGCCUGAUCUACAAGAAGGGUGGAGUGGCCUCAGGUUUCAACCACGUUGAAACAAACGCCUACAACGUCCUGCGACUGCUGCAUGUCAAAGGGAGGAAGGAUGUCACAGCAACAGAGGUGGAGGUGUCAUGGAGCAGCUUUAACAAAGGAGAUAUAUUUCUUCUGGAUAUAGGGAAAGCUAUAGUGCAGUGGAACGGCCCCCAGAGCAACAGAAGAGAGAAGCUCAAGGCGGUCUUGUUGGCUCAGGACAUCCGGGACAGGGAACGCGGAGGUCGCGCUCAGAUCGGUGUUGUGGAGGGAGGAGAUGAGCGGAGCUCGCCCGAGCUCAUGAAAGUCCUGACGACUGUGCUCGGACCAAAACCGGCACAGCUGAAGGAAGCCACUUCCGAUGAUGUGCCUGAUAGUGCGCAGAAAAACAGUGUCCGACUCUACCACGUUUAUGACAAUAGUGGGAAUCUAGUGAUUCAAGAAGUGGCCAAACAACCUCUGACACAAGAUCUUCUGAAAUCCUCGGACUGUUUCAUUCUGGACAACAAAGGGUCUAGUGUGAUGGUCUGGAAAGGAAAGAAGGCCUCCAAAGAAGAGCGACAAGGAGCUAUGAAUCGGGCACUGAGCUACAUUAAAGCAAAAAAGUACCCAGCCAGCACCACUGUGGAGGUGAUGGCUGAGGGAGCAGAGUCAGCAAUCUUUAAGCACCUGUUCAAAUCCUGGACAGACAAAGACCAAACUCAGGGCCUGGGUACCACACACAACGUUGGAAAGAUAGCUAAGGUCGACAACGGAAAGUUUGACGUGAUGGAGCUCCACGCGCGCCCUGAACUGGCAGCACAGUACCGCAUGGUGGACGAUGCAUCAGGAGACGUUGAGGUGUGGCGCAUUGAGAAUUUGGAACUGGCUGAAAUAGACCCAAAAACCUACGGGCAGUUUUAUGGAGGAGACUGCUACUUGGUGCUGUAUUCAUAUAAAAGAGCAGGUCAGCAGCAGUACAUACUCUACAUGUGGCAGGGACGCCAUGCCACAAGCGAUGAGAUUGCAGCAAGCGCCUUCCAGGCUGUCAAUAUUGAUAACAAGUACAAUGGAGCCCCAGUUCAGGUCAGAGUGGUCAUGGGAAAGGAGCCCCGCCACUUCCUGGCUAUUUUCAAAGGCAAACUUAUCAUUUUUGAGGGAGGAACAGGUCGACCUGGUGUGGUUAACCCUGCCAAAGAUGCCAGGCUCUUCCAGGUGAGAGGGACUAAUGAGCUGAAUACUAAAGCCACAGAGGUGGUGGCCAGGGCCGCUUCUCUAAGCUCCAAUGACGUCUUCCUGCUGAAAACUGACAAUAUCUCCUACCUGUGGUAUGGAAAGGGCUGUAAUGGGGAUGAGAGGGAGAUGGGGAAAGCGAUGUCUGACGUGCUGUCCAGGCAUGAGAAGCGGGUGGUGAUGGAGGGCCAGGAACCUGCUGAAUUCUGGAUAGCUUUGGGUGGAAAGGGCCCCUAUGCCAGUGACAGGAGAUUCGAGAGGGAGGAGCCGCUUCACAGUCCCCGGCUGUUCGAAUGCUCCAAUCAGACGGGGCGCUUUAAGAUUACUGAGGUGGAUGAUUUCGCCCAGUGUGACCUAGAUGAAGAUGACGUCAUGUUGCUGGACACCUGGGAAGAGCUUUUUUUGUGGAUCGGUACCUCCUCCUAUGAGUAUGAGACCAAAGAGGCGUUGAACAGCACGCGGGAUUACCUGAGAACUCACCCGGCUGGACGUGACCCUGACACGCCCAUCAUCUUUGUCAAACAGGGAUACGAGCCGCCCACCUUCACCGGAUGGUUCAACGCAUGGGAUCCCCACAAGUGGAGCGGAGGCAGCUCCUAUGAGGAGAUGAAAAACAAGCUGAGUGAUUCAACAUCUAUCUCACAGAUCACUCUAGACCUGCAGAACACUAAGCUGAACAAGACUCCCGUUGGGGGAGGUGGGGGUGGUUACAAGGCACCUGGGGGCCCCCUAACUUCUCCGCCACCCAACAAGGCCUACUUCCAAGAUGAAACAGAUUUUUUCCCAAGACCCUCUAGUCCCACAAGACCCCAGUCUGGGAUGUCCUCCUCCUCUGCUAGUUCCUUGUCCUCUUCUGGAGCUGGAAAGUUUUUUGACCCUGAGCUCCUCGUCAACAAGACUCCAGACGAGCUACCAGAAGGAGUGGAUCCCACCCAGAAAGAGAAUUAUCUGUCUGACCAGGACUUUGAGAACCUGCUCGGUACUACUCGCGCAGACUUCCAGCGCUUGCCAAAGUGGCGUCAGAAUGACUUGAAGAAGAAAGCAGGAAUUUUCUGAGAAGGAAUCACACAUCUCCAGCCUGUCUGCUGAGAAAUCCGCUUGUAAACCAAACUAUACGGCAGCAUUUUAGCUUCUGACCUUCUUCUCAAUAUUUUGUUUUGCUGUCAGAGGGGUAAAAAAAAUCGACCAACAUCCCAAGUUGUUUAGAUUUAACAAAUGGUAUUUAUGAUUAUGAACAUGAAUGUAACUUGUAAUAAUUUAAAGGACGUGACUGACAUUUCUAAGAUUAUUUUUUU
This is a messenger RNA of Pelmatolapia mariae (spotted tilapia), 3012 nucleotides long. RefSeq names its product villin-like (gene vill). Lineage: Eukaryota; Metazoa; Chordata; Actinopteri; Cichliformes; Cichlidae. Gene Ontology annotation, biological process: cytoskeleton organization; actin polymerization or depolymerization; barbed-end actin filament capping. Bases 47 to 2773 code for a protein of 908 amino acids. The transcript has 21 exons. Gene Ontology annotation, cellular component: actin cytoskeleton; cytoplasm. Gene Ontology annotation, molecular function: phosphatidylinositol-4,5-bisphosphate binding; actin filament binding. The record is from RefSeq and is a predicted model, not a curated record.